GGUCUGGCAACUUGUGCAGUAUUUAUCACUGACAAUACAAUAAAGACAAAAGCAACCAAGAUACUAAAGUGUAUGGUUGGUUGAUCCUGCAGUUUCCUGGGCUUUGUUGAAGAAUGGAAUCUAAUUUAAAUCAAGAUGGAGUGCCUAGACCAUCCUAUGUUUUUAGUGCUGACCCAAUUGCAAGACCGUCGGAAAUAAAUUUUGAUGGCGUUAAGCUUAAUCUUUCUCAUGAAUUUUCCUUAGUUGCUUCAAAUACUGAGGCAAAUAGUUUGGAAUCCAAAGAUUAUCUCCAGGUUUGUCUUCGAAUAAGACCGUUUACACAGUCAGAAAAAGAGCAUGAGUCUGAGGGCUGUGUGUAUGUUCUAGACUCACAGACUAUUCUGCUAAAAGAUCCUCAAAGCAUUCUUGGUCGGUUAAGUGAGAAAAGCUCUGGGCAGAUGGCACAGAAAUUCAGUUUUUCCAAGGUUUUUGGCCCAGAAACUACACAGAAGGAGUUUUUCCAGGGUUGCAUUAUGCAGCCAGUAAAAGACCUCUUGAAAGGACAGAGUCGGCUGAUUUUUACGUACGGGCUAACCAAUUCAGGAAAAACAUAUACAUUUCAAGGCACAGAAGAAAAUAUUGGUAUUCUGCCGCGAACUUUGAACGUAUUAUUUGAUAGUCUUCAGGAAAGACUGUAUGCAAAGAUGAACCUUAAACCACAUAGAUCUAGAGAAUUCUUACGGUUAUCACCAGACCAAGAGAAAGAAGAGGUUGCUAGCAAAGUUACAUUGCUCCGGCAAAUUAAAGAGGUUGCGAUGCAAAGUGACAGUUAUGAUACUCUUCACGGUAAGGUUUCCUUUCUCACUUUUCGAAUGUUGAUUAUAAUUGAUGUGUCCUCUUUAUUUUUUAAAGAUCUACAAUGGAUUCAAGUAUCUGAUUCCAAAGAAGCAUAUAGACUUUUAAAACUAGGAAUAAAGCACCAGAGUGUUGCCUUCACAAAGCUGAACAAUGCUUCUAGUAGAAGUCACAGCAUAUUCACUAUUAGAAUAUUACAGAUUGAAGAUUCUGAAAUGCCUCGUGUAAUGCGAGUCAGUGAAUUGUGUUUAUGUGAUCUUGCUGGUUCAGAAAGAAGCCUGAAGACACAGAAUGAAGGGGAAAGGUUAAGAGAGACUGGGAACAUCAAUACUUCUUUAUUGACUCUGGGAAAGUGUAUCAAUGUUUUGAAAAACAGUGAAAAGUCAAAGUUUCAACAGCAUGUGCCUUUCCGGGAAAGUAAACUGACUCACUAUUUUCAAAGUUUUUUUAAUGGUAAAGGGAAAAUAUGCAUGAUUGUCAACAUCAGCCAGUGUUAUUUUGCCUAUGAUGAAACCCUCAAUGUGUUGAAAUUCUCAGCCAUUGCACAAAAAGUUUGUGUUCCAGACGCUUUAAAUUCUUCUCAAGAGAAACCAUUUGGACCUGUCAAAUCUUCUCAAGAUGUAUCCCUAGACAUUAAUAAUUCAGUUAAUAAAAUACUAAAUGUAAAAAGAUCCACGAUUUCAUGGGAAAGUAGUCUAGAAGACCUGGUGGAAGAUGAAGAUUUAAUUGAGGAUCCAGAAAAAGGUGAAGAAAACCAAAGUGUGGAAAGUGAACGUACUGAUGAAGAUCUAAAUAAGACUUUGGAGGAAGAUAAGGCUUUCAGUAGCCAUGAGGAGAAGAGGAAACUGUUGGAUUUAAUAGAAGACUUGAAAAAAAAACUGAUAACUGAAAGAAAGGAAAAGUUAACAUUGGAAUUUAAAAUUCGUGAUGAAGUUACACAGGAGUUUACUCAGUAUUUAGCUCAGCGGGAAGCUGAUUUUAAGGAAACUCUCCUUCAGGAACGAGAGAUACUUGAGGAAAAUGCUGAAUGUCGUUUGGCUAUCUUCAAGGAUUUGGUUGGUAAAUGUGACACUCAAGAAGAACCAGAGAAUGAAGAUUGUGUCAUGAAAGUUGAAAACAAAGAAGCACAUAAUUAUGUAGGAAUUGAAGAUAUUAUUGAUUCCCUUCAAGAUGAUGUCACUGAUAUUAAGAAACAGGCUGAAAUUGCUCACUUAUAUAUUGCAUCUCUUGCUGACCCCCAGGAAGCUAUUGCUUGUUUAGAAAUAAAGUUUAAUCAAGUUAAAGCUGAUUUAGCUAAAACCAAAGAAGAAUUAAUCAAAAUCCAGGAAGAGUUAAAAAAGAAAGAAAAUGAAUCAGAAAUUAACAUGAAUUCAUUGGUUCAAGAGCUUGAGAAAUCUAAUAAGACAAUACUUAUGCAGAAUCAAAAAAUUCAAGAGUUGGGAGAUAUGAUUGCUCAAAAAGAGGAUACAAUCAAUAAAUUUCAAAACCUAAAAUUUCAUACGGAUAACACGUUUAUAAGCAGUGACCAGGCUGGUACCUCUUCUUUAAUAACAAGCAAUACAUUGGCUUAUAGUGAAACAGUUCAGGUGCUUGAGGAUGACAAAACCAAAACCGAUUUGGGAAGAAAAAGACAAAAUGAAAAUGAACUUCAACCAGAAGAACCGCCAGCAAAGAAAGGACCUAUCCACGUAACUCCAACUGAAGAUGAAAAGAAAAGUGAAGAAGUGCAGAAGACCAUUUCAGAAGAUGAGGAAGGCAUUAGAAUUUUACAAGAAAAUAAUGAAGAACUGAAAACAUGUCUACUCAUGGCUGAGAAUGAACUUGAAAAGGAAGAAAAAGCAGAAUUAAACAAAAAGAUCAUUAGUUUGCAGCAGGAACUUUCUUUUUCUGAAAAGAAGAGUUUGACUUUAAAUAUUGAGGUCCAACAAAUUCAGUCAAAUUAUGAUAAUGCAAUUUCUGAAUUACAUGUGCUGAGAGGUAUAAAUCAAGAACAGGAGGAAAAGAUUGAGAAAUUGUCAAAGGAAAUAGAAACCGCUAGAAAAAAUAUCACAACUAAUGUUUCACAAAUAAAAGCAAUGCAAGCAAAAAUAGAUGAACUACGAAUGCUUGAUUCAGUUUCUCAGAUCGCAAACAUAGAUUUACUCAAUCUCCGGGAUCUGUCAAGUGGCUUUCAAGAGGAUAAUUUACAGAAUACACAGUUACACCUUUUAGAUAAUGAUGGUUUGGUAAGUAAGCAGGUUAACGAAUAUCAUAUUCAAGAACUCGGUAGGGAAAGUUCUUUCCACUCUAGUAUUGAGGCCAUUUGGGAAGAGUGUAAGGAGAUUGUAAAAGCCUCUUCCAAAAAAAGUCAUCAGAUCCAGGAAUUGGAACAACAAAUAGAAAAAUUACAGGCAGAAUUAAGAGGCUGUAUGGAUGAAAACAAUAGGCUAAAAACAGAGGAGAGGGAGAAUAAAAAUCAAGGUGACCUACUGAAAGAAAAAGAAAAUCUUAUACAACAGCUGAAACAAGAAUUGCAAGAAAAAAACAUUUCUCUUGAUGUUCAAGUACAGCAUGUAGUUGAAGGGAAGAGAGCACUUUCAGAACUUACACAAGAUGUUACUUGCUAUAAGAUGAAAAUAAAGGAACUUAAAGCAAUCUUAGAAACUCAAAAAGAUGAAUGUAGUCGUUCAGCCAAGUUAGAACAAGAAAUAUUGGAAAAGGAAUCUAUCAUCUCAAAGCUAGAGAGAAGUCUGAAGGAAUUUCAAGCAAAUCUUCAGGAUUCUAUUAAAAACACCAAAGAUUUAAGUGAAAAGGAAAUCAAGUUGAAAGAAGAAAUCACACAGUUAACAAAUAAUUUGCAGGAUGCAAAGCAUUCACUUCAGUUAAAGGAAGAAGAAAAUGAAACCAACUGGGAAAAAGCAGAAAAGUUGAAAGAGGAACUCUCUGCAAGCUCUGCUCUUACCCAGAAUCUGAAAGCAGAUCUUCAGAGGAAGGAAGAAGACUAUGCUGAGCUGAAAGAGAAACUGGCUGAUGCGAAAAAACAGAUUGAGCAAGUACAGAAAGAGGUAUCUGUAAUGCGUGAUGAGGAGAAAUUGCUGAGAAUGAAAAUCAAUGAACUGGAGAAAAAGAAAAACCAGUGUUCUCAGGAAAUAGAUAUGAAACAGCGAACCAUUCAGCAACUCAAGGAGCAGUUAAAUAAUCAGAAUGUGAAAGAAGCUAUACAACAGUAUGAGAGAGUAUGCAAAGAUCUAAAUGUUAAAGAGAAAAUAAUUGAGGACAUGCGAAUGACAUUGGAAGAACAGGAACAAACUCAGGCAGAACAAGAUCAAGUGCUCGAGGUGAAGUUAGAGGAAGCCGAAAGACUGGCCACAGAAUUGGAAAAAUGGAAGGAAAAAUGCAAAGAUCUGGAAGACAGAAGUAAUCAAAGGUCAAAUAAAGAACUUGAGGAUAACACAGAUGUACUUAGUGAAAAGCUCAGUAAGCUUCAGGAUGAGUUACAGGAAUCUGAACAUAAAUAUAAAGCUGAUAGAAAGAAAUGGCUAGAAGAAAAAAUGAUGCUUAUCACUCAAGCAAAAGAAGCUGAGAAUCUACGAAACAAAGAGAUGAAAAAAUAUGCUGAAGACAGAGAGCGUUGUUUAAAGCAACAAAAUGAACUGGAAAUACUUACAGUACAACUGGCAGAGAAAGAUGAUAACCUUCAGAAGUGGCGACAAGAACGCGAUCAACUGGUCGCAGCUUUAGAAAUACAGCUGAAGGGACUGCUCUCCAGUAACAUACAGAAAGACAAUGAAAUUGAACAAUUAAAAAAGAUCACAUUGAAGCCUUCUGAAACGGAAGAACAAGACGUGGAUAUCAAGCUUAGACAUACAAGUGCAGUGGAUCCUGGCAGAGUUGAAACUGAACCUCAGUCAGCAAGUUUUGAAAUUUCUAGGAAUGAUGUAGAGGAUGGCUCUGUAGUCCUUGACUCUUGUGAAGUGUCAACAGAAAAUAAUCAAACGACUCGAUUUCCAAAACCUGAGUUAGAGAUUCAGUUUACACCUUUACGGCCAAACAAAAUGGCAGUGAAACACCUCGGUUGUGCCUUACCAGUGACGGUUAAGAUUUCCAAGGCCCGGAAGAGGAAGAGUAAUGAAAUGGAGGAGGACUUGGUGAAAUAUGAAAAUAAGAAGAAUGCUACACCCAGAACUAAUUUCAACUCUCCUGUUUCUGAGCAUAGAAAUUCCUCUGGCAAAAAGGAUCAAAAGGUUUCCACACGCCCAUCAUCUAAAAAAACAUACUCUUUACGGAGUCAGGCAUCCACAGUUAGUACAAACGUGGCCACUAAGAAAAAAGAAGGAACACUACAGAAAUUUGGAGACUUCUUACAACAUUCUCCAACAAUUCUUCAAUCGAAAGCAAAGAAGAUAAUUGAAACGAUGAGCUCUUCAAAGCUCUCACAUGUAGAAGUGAGUAAAGAAAACGUGUCUCGACCAAAACGGGCCAAGCGGAAAUUAUACACAAAUGAAAUUUCAUCUCCUAUUGAUAUAUCUGGCCAAGUGAUUUUGAUGGACCAUAAAGUAAAGGAGAGUGAUCAUCAGAUUCUUAAACGACGGCUUCGAACUAAAACAGCCAAAUAAAUCACUUUUGGAGGAUGUUUUAAUAUAAACUUUAUGUUCAUAAUCAUUGUAAUUUGUAUGCUAACUUUUCAAAGAGAAUUGUAUAUAUGAUGAUGCAUUAAAUCCCUCUGUGUACACAUUGCUAUUUUAUACAUAGUAUAGUUUUAAUUCAAUAAAGACAAUAUGUCAACAGCUCAA
Herpailurus yagouaroundi (jaguarundi) is the source of this 5606-nucleotide messenger RNA. RefSeq names its product kinesin family member 20B (gene KIF20B). The record is from RefSeq and is a predicted model, not a curated record. The transcript has 33 exons. Gene Ontology annotation, biological process: spindle elongation; mitotic spindle assembly; microtubule-based movement. Gene Ontology annotation, cellular component: nucleus; spindle microtubule; mitotic spindle. Lineage: Eukaryota; Metazoa; Chordata; Mammalia; Carnivora; Felidae. The coding region runs from base 114 to 5429 and encodes 1771 amino acids. Gene Ontology annotation, molecular function: ATP binding; plus-end-directed microtubule motor activity; microtubule binding.